This is a messenger RNA of Funneliformis mosseae, 510 nucleotides long. Lineage: Eukaryota; Fungi; Glomeromycota; Glomeromycetes; Glomerales; Glomeraceae. The record is from the annotation of a GenBank genome assembly.
AUGAAUAAAUCUUUUGUUAUCGCCUUACUCUUUGUCCUUUUCACUUCAACGUUUGCUUUCCCUUCUGCUGCUUCUCCAAAACUGAUCCCUCGACAAUUUGACCAAUUCGAAUUAUGUGAUGAUGAAUCAUACCCGGUAACGUUUAAAACGUUGUACAUAAUCCCUAACCCAAUAGUACCCGGUGAAAAUGUAACGGUUAACAUAACAGGAACAACACAAGAGCAGAUAGAAAAAGGAGCAAAGUUACAAAUUCAGCCACUGGCUUUUGGUUUCCCGAUUUCCACUUAUAAUGCCGAUUUUUGUACGGAAGCACAAGUAAAUGUAUGUCCGGUUCCUCCUGGUAAUUUCACUUAUUCAUUUAUAAUUCCUACCACUAUAACGCAAGAUUUUGAAAAUUCAAAAGAGUACCAAACGAAAAUUACUCUGAUGAAUUCAGACGAUGAAAAGUUAAUUUGUUUAGAAGGUUCAAUUAAAAUGGCUGAUGCUGCAUCGACUCAACAGACUCAAUAA